Molecule: messenger RNA, 455 nt
Organism: Closterium sp. NIES-67
Lineage: Eukaryota; Viridiplantae; Streptophyta; Zygnematophyceae; Desmidiales; Closteriaceae
Source: the annotation of a GenBank genome assembly
GUUGGGGAGGAGAAGAUGCCGGAAGAAGGCGAAGCACGUGAGCGGUGGAUUGAGAAAAGCGCGGUGCUUUUUGACCUCAUCCUUCAAUCGGUCAACAAGGAGAUGUUCGAGCACAUCAAGGAUCUUGUGGAAGCGGAUGAUUCGGGUCCAAGGGCGUGGAAACUACUACGCGAUGUGAUUCAGCCCAACACUCUCCCGCUGGUGAUCGUGCUCGAGAAGGAACUUGCUGCCAUCUCCAUGCGACCAGGGGACGAUGUGAAGCCGGUCCUUGACAAGAUCAAGGACACCUAUGCAAGGAUGGCAGCAGUGUAUCUCAGCUGCAGCAGUGCACCAAGAUCAUCUCGGUGUUGGACAACUCUUGGGACAACCUCAUCCCCACCCUCAACUCUCAGCAAGAUCAAUGGACACCUGAGUGGCUAAGGCAGCAGAUUCUGCAGGAGGACUUCCGCAGACGC